Messenger RNA from Sardina pilchardus (European sardine), 5187 nucleotides. It is a transcript of the gene ptprnb, whose product is annotated as protein tyrosine phosphatase receptor type Nb. The record is from RefSeq and is a predicted model, not a curated record. Gene Ontology annotation, molecular function: protein tyrosine phosphatase activity. Lineage: Eukaryota; Metazoa; Chordata; Actinopteri; Clupeiformes; Clupeidae. Gene Ontology annotation, biological process: insulin secretion involved in cellular response to glucose stimulus; regulation of secretion; protein dephosphorylation. The coding region runs from base 266 to 3181 and encodes 971 amino acids. The transcript has 23 exons. Gene Ontology annotation, cellular component: synapse; secretory granule.
GUCAUUUCGGGUCUCCCCUUCAGAAAACCGGGGAGGCGGUCCACGACUCCCGGUCCGGGUUUUACCUGCGGCGCAAGCUCGCGCUCUCUGACUAGACUCUCCUGAGCUGCGCUCGCACUUCGGUGUCCCGUGCUUACGGAGUUUGCGUCCGUUUCUGUCUUCUUUUGGCAAAAUAAUUCCUUGGACGGGAGGGUAAACAAAAUGAAAGUGUGAAAAACCGACUCUCCAGGUUGAUCGUCGUCGCUUCAGUCUCCGGGAGGCAAUCAUGAGGUCCCCGCGACUUUGGGUUGCGAUGUGUGUGAUGACCGUGUGUUACCAGCUCGGUACUUCCAGCAGACACGGUUGUCUGUUUGAGAAGAGGCUGUGCCCCAGGGAUCAGUUCUGUUCUGAUGAUGGGCUGUUUGGUCAGUGUCGGUCAUCUCAACAGGAGGUGGUGCAGUAUCAGGUUUCUGUUCCUGUGUUGCACAGACUGCAGGAGGUGCUCAAGGAGCUGAUGGUGCAAGGACUGACUUGGAAGGAUGACAUCACGCAGUACAUAAUCUCUCAGGAGCUGAAAGACGUGCCGUUGGCCCAACCCCCACUGAAGCCUGGGAGAAGCGACCCUGACAAGCUGUCUGAGCGCUCAGAGUCCGCCCCUAAGCCCCGGAGGGGGACGCCCAGAGUGCAGGGCAAGCAGAGCCAACAGCCCGACUCCAACGAGGUCCAGCGCUACCUGGACUACACCAUCGUGGAGCCGCCCCAGUCCCCUCUACACAUGCAGAACCUGGACCCAUACACAUACCAGCAGAAGUACACUUACCAAGACGAGCAGGAGCGCUCGCUGAACUCGGUGAACGGGGGGCGAUACCCGCGGCCCUCGUCUCGUGCGGGGCCCAGUCGGGGCGCCCGUCCUCAGUAUCAGGACUAUCAGGACAUCCAGGGCCUGUUGUCCCUCUAUCAGUCCCCUCCUGCACCGCCAGCCUCCCGCCACCGGGUGGCAGCACCCCUCUCCUCUUCCUCGUCCUUCUUCCCUCUGGACUACACAGAGGACUACAUCUCCCAGGACCUGGAGGUCAGCAAGCAGCAGCAGCUGGAUAAGAAGGCCCCCCAGGACUACGGCCCUCUGUCAGAUCUAGAUGAUGACAGCCUGCAGAAGGUGAAGUUCCUGCUGCAGAAGUCCGGCGUGUCGCUGAGGGACCUGACCCCCGACCAGCUGGAGAGUCUGUCCGAGGCGCUGGACAUGCUGCAGAUGGACAGCGUGGACGCAGACACACACACGCAACAGGACACACAGGGUGAGAAAAAUGGAGACUCCAGCCCUAAAAAAGUGCUGAAGCUCACCGAGGGCUCGAUGACUCACGUCCUGGAGAAAGCCUCUGCCCCCAAGCCAUCUGCCCCAGGGUCCCAGGACGCCCCAGAGGCCCCCAAAGCCACCCCACCUGCCCCAGCACAAGCCACCCCACAGGGGCCAGCCGCGCCAGCACCGGGGGUCCUCCAGAGCAAGAUGGCCGCCGCCGCAGACCCGAAAGACGAGGUGCCCAGCCACUACAGGGAGGAGUACGGAUAUAUAGUCACCAACCAGAGCCCCCUCAGUCUGUAUGAUGGGGUUCACCUGCUGGAGACUCUGGCCAGGAAGAUCCACCUCACCCCCCCCACCUUCAUCAACAUCAGUGUGGUGGGUCCAGCACUCACGUUCCGUGUGCGGCCCAACGACCAGAACGUCACGGCACAGGACGUCUCGGACAAAGCAGUGGAGGAGAAGAACUUCCUGGAGUCCGAGACGGGUCUGAAGAUUCUGCAGGCUGGUGUGGGGGAGAAGAAUGGCGGCCGUGCGUUGCCCGUGGCGUCCAGGGUGUCACGUGAGGGCGGCCGCUGGGUGUCACUCACUCUGGUGGGCGUGGCCUGUGUGGGGGGCAUCCUGGUGGGGGCGUUGACCAUCGCCUGCCUGCGCAACCACGCCCACAAUCUGGCCUCCGCCAAGCUGGGCCUGGGACCAGAGGCUGGGGGCGUCACACACUUCGAGUACCAGGAUCUGUGUCGUCAGCACAUGGCCUCUAAGGCUCCGCUGGGCCGAGCGGAGAGUAGCAGCGUGGGGUCAGCAGGUGGCGCUGUGAGCGCAGGUGGCCCUCGCGGGGCAGUUGGGGGUGUUGGGGGGGCAGUUGGGGGUGUUGGGGGGGCAGUUGGGGGUGGCGGAGGGGGGGCAGGAACGGACACGUCGCGCGUGAGCAGCGUCUCGUCUCAGUUCAGCGACGCCCCCCAGCCCAGCCCCAGCUCGCACAGCAGCACCCCCUCCUGGAGCGAGGAGCCAGCGCAGUCUAAUAUGGACAUCUCCACUGGACACAUGAUACUGGCGUACAUGGAGGACCACCUGAAGAACAAGGACCGUCUGCAGAAGGAGUGGGAGGCGCUCUGUUCCUACCAGGCCGAGCCCAGCGCCACCGCCGCCGCCCUGAGCGACACACACGUCAAGAAGAACCGCUGCCCCGACGCCGUGCCCUAUGACCAUUCCCGAGUGAAACUGAAGGCUGAGGGCAACCCCUCUAGAACGGACUACAUCAACGCCAGCACUAUAAUUGAACAUGACCCUCGGAUGCCUGCUUACAUCGCCACCCAGGGCCCACUGUCACACACCAUCUCCGACUUUUGGCAGAUGGUUUGGGAGAGCGGCUGCACUGUAAUCGUCAUGAUGACCGCACUAGUGGAGGACGGAGAGAAGCAGUGUGAUCGCUACUGGCCUGAUGAGGGAUCCUCCCUCUACCACAUCUAUGAGGUGAACCUGGUGUCGGAGCACAUCUGGUGUAAUGACUUCCUGGUGCGGAGUUUCUACCUGAAGAACGUGCAGACGCAGGAGACGCGCACUCUCACGCAGUUCCACUUCCUGAGCUGGCCUGCCCAGGGCAUCCCCACCUCCACACGCCCCCUGCUGGACUUCCGCAGAAAGGUGAAUAAGUGUUACCGAGGACGAUCCUGCCCCAUCAUCGUGCACUGCAGCGAUGGCACCGGACGCACGGGCACCUACAUCCUGAUCGACAUGGUGCUGAACCGCAUGGCCAAAGGAGUGAAGGAGAUCGACAUUGCUGCUACCCUGGAGCAUAUCCGAGACCAGAGACCAGGAAUGGUGCGCACCAAGGACCAGUUUGAGUUUGCUCUAACUGCCGUAGCUGAAGAGGUGAAUGCCAUUCUGAAGGCCCUUCCACAAUGAGACCAGGCCCAACAGAACACCUGCUACACACACACACACACACACACACACACACACACUUUCUCUGUCUCUCUCUCUCUCUCUCACACACACACAGACACACACACACAUGCACACUUACCUAUUAUUUUUCUAGUGCCACUUACAACAUUGCCAAACUUACUAACACUCUCUCUUGUGCUAUCAGAAAGCCUGCCAAUCAGAAAUCACACACACACACAUAGCCACAUGGUGAUACCUUUGCCCUUACAAAGGGAAGCUUGUGCCAGCAAAUACAAACACAUACCUCAUUCUCACUCCCACACACACACACACACACACACACACACUAUCUGCCUAUAGUAGGUGUAAGCGUCAGAAAUGUAAUUGUCAGGAUUGACUUCCUCUCUGGGGCUGAGGCAGAGAUGUUUACUGUGCUUGCCUCUCUACCGACAUUAUCUUCUGUUUUCCUCUCGUUGCCGCGGUGAUCGCCAUGGUGAUGCAAACCUGUCCUUUGCUGCGCCUUGAUUGGUGUUUGAAAUGUUCUCCCUGUAGCCCUCCCAUGUCCUGAGAGCCAAUCAGAGAAGCCGAGAGAGAGAGAUUGCCUUGAGAGAGAAAAAGAGAGAAAGACAUAGAGAAAAAGAGCAAGAGAGAGAGAGAGAGAAAAAGAGAGAGAGAGAGAGAGAGAGAAAAGGAGAGAGAGAGCAAUUGCCUGAUAGGUACUCCCUCAGGAACCUCCUACCACACAUACAAACACUAAAGUCUCAAGGAAAAAAACACCUCCUGAAUGCUGCGUAUUUUUAGGUUAUUAGCUUAGCUUAGCGACAUCAUCAGUCCACACAGAUUCUACUUCCUCCUGCAUGAAGGAGGCACAUUUAUCCAGCAGUCUCCCACACACACACACUCACACACGCGCACACACACACACACACCCCUCAGUGUUAAGCCCAUGGUCUCCAUGUUGUUGACCUUUCUCUUCCUCGUUCCUGGAUGACCCUGAGAUGCUAACACAGCGUCCGUAGAGGUCGCUCAGGAUUCUCUCUCUCUCCGUCACCAUGGAGACAGAGGAGCUACAGCCGAGGAUUCUGGGAAGGGCACGUAUCACCUGAUUGAUGAAGCCAUGUCUCAACUGUGGCUGCAUGUUUACCGUUCGCCAGAUCAGUUCACCAAAUCGCUGCCCUCGCCAGACUGAAAGGUUUACAAAUUGUGUGGUUUGUUUUCUAGUGCAGGUUGGCCACCCUCUCUAGUGUACAGUAGCUAGGGAACCGUUGCUUAUGGAGGGAGAUCUCCUCCCCUGAUCAUUCUCAGUGUCUCAGUCUCCAGGGUCCAGUCACAGCCUGGUCUCAAUAACAUGUCACAUCACAGCUGAGGAUAGACGGCGUCUCAGGUUCUACUUUCAGUGUUUGGGUGUAGAUCUGCUGAACUGUGGAUGGGUUUAGAUCUGCUGAACUGUGGAUGGGGGAUAUUUAGUAGAUCUGCUGAACUGUGGAUGGGUUUAGAUUUGCUGAACUGUGGAUGGGGGAUAUUUAGUAGAUCUGCUGAACUGUGGAUGGGUUUAGAUUUGCUGAACUGUGGAUGGGGGAUAUUUAGUAGAUCUGCUGAACUGUGGAUGGGGGUAUUUUGAGUGUGCUAAGGCAGGUGGUUCUUGUUGGUUCUGGUUGGUUCUUUUGGGUUCUCAGGUGCCCAAAUUGUCCAAGUGCUGCAGAAAGAAGCGGAACGUAGCUGGUUCUGUAGAGCGGCGCUCUGUGUCUCUCGGUUCCUUAUGGUUCCUCUUGGUUCCUCUGUCUCUUUCCUGUGCUGCGAAUAGACUCCUGUUCCGCUUUACACGUCAACUCGUCCUUCCUUCCUUCCUUUGGCGACGCACUCUCCUCGUACCGUAGAUGAUUUAUGGUUGUGUUUUCUCUUGCAAAUGAGUAAAAAAUGAAAUAAAAAGAUCUAAAGCUAUGUAUUUCAGUAAAGAUGAUAUAUCUAUUUUGUAUCUCGAUGUGAUGAUUAAUAAAAAUUGUGUGUGAAGUGAUGCAACUGCA